AUGGACGUAUCAUCAAGCUUUGGAGGCGUUAGGGAUAGCAGAGCCUUAGAGAAGGGAUUCUCCGCUAUUGUUGGAACAGCGACGGGCAUUAACCAAUCUUCAUCCAUUUUGUCAGCAGGCUCAACAGGUACUUCUGAAAGUUCCAUGACCGAGUACUCCAAUACUUCAUUGAUGACAACCUUCGAGGAAACGGUAACCUCUUUAUUUACUGGCUUGAGGGAAAGGUCAUGUAUUCGCACUACAAAUUGGUAUUCUUUCAUCUUCUCUCUUGUUUUUAUUGUAUACAGCUUCUGGGCCAUGAUGUUUCUUCCUGCAUUGGAUCAUGUAGGAAUGAAUUGGGAAACGAACAGCGCAUGGGUCUUUAAGGCUGCCAAUUACCCUGUAACUCUAGCAUUGAAUCUCUCCUCUAUUGAGACUGUAACUGGAAUUUUAAUAGGAUUCUUUGUAAUUAUUACAACGUGUGUGGUCAUGUUAGUUGCUUCGUUGUAUGCUAUCAAUACCACUAACAAGCAUUGGCCAAAAAUCAAGCUCUUCACCCGAGUACUGAUGGGAUUUCUUACUUUUACCUCGCUUUUUUAUUCAUAUGCUUACAGUUUGAUAUUGGGAUGCAACUAUGGACAUUUUGAGCUGCUUCCUAAUGCGGACCAACCGCUGGAAAUCCUUAAAGAUUUCACUCAAGUUGCUUGUGUGAGUUCUUUAAACUCAGCAAUGAUGGCUGUGGGUGGUUUUUAUUUUUUAGUGUUGAUGGUAAUUGUAGUUAUAUCUUCAAUGACUCUCUUUGAUAACAAUCCUACAUGCAAAAACUUAUUUGUGUCUGAAACCAACAUGGUGUAUUUGCCGCUGACCUUAUUUCAUUGCUUGUACAUUAUUCUUUCGGCUUUAUUGCCCUCUCGAUAUGCUUUCAUUGCUCCUUGUGUUUACUGUUGCUUGUCUCUAUGCUACUUAGCUUAUGUUGUUUACCUAAUUCCUUUCUUUAGAAAGAUAGAAAAUACUAUUUAUUUUGGAAUUAACUGCGCUCGUGUUGGAUUUGCACUUGGGUUUCUUAUUUCGAGCAUUGUGAAUAAUGUUGCAGGUAUCAGCGAAAGCGUUAAAAUAGGAAUGUUAGGAAUUGUCUUUGGACUAGCAGUUAUAUUUUUGUGCGUUGGACUCAUUGGAAUGGAACUCUACCUGAGAUACAUUGCAAAGACAGUACGAAGACUCCUCACUGAAACUUGUGUCGUCAGAGGUGACAAUGACAAUGCUAUUGUUAACCUUGAACGAGAUGCAUCGUAUUUGUAUCAAAUCAUAGAAGGACAGGGUAGACAGAGACAACUAAUGCUCUUUUUUAAGCUUUCCAAAUCAUAUCCGAGCGAUAAUUCAGAUCGUUUUUCAGACCUGGAGCUUUCCCUUAAGUUUAUCAAGGGACUUUUCUCUCAACGGGUCAUAUCCAAGAUGAACUAUGGAUGUUUGCUCACAGCUUCGAUAAUCGUGGCAUAUUUUAACCCAAAUAUUGUACUCAGUAUUUCAGUUUCCACUACACUAUUAAGACGGGCUGCAAAAUUUAAGAACAACUUUAUCCGACGAUUUUUAGUCAACGACAAAACCAAAGAAUGUGAAUUUUUAUAUGGCAAGGAUAGCUCAGGAAAGAACCACAUGGAACUAAAGAAUAUCUUGGCAAAGCUCGACAAAAAACAGCUCAUCAUUCAUUAUCUACAUAAGGCCUUCUGGAAAGAGCUUAUGAAUGAAAACGUUGACAUUGAGAAAGUACAAGUAAUCAAUAGACAAAUAUCCAGGUUAACGAACGCAGCACAAUCAUCCUUUGAUUCCCUUAUGCAAAGCUAUAAUCAUGACAAGUCUGUCAUCAGAGCAUAUGCCAAAUUUUUGGAAGAGUGCCAAUUCAACGCUGAUCUAGCAGCAGAACUGUUCCAAGAAGCCACUGCCAUAGAGGACGAUGAAGCAAGUAGUCAAAGAAAGCUUGUACAAAAGAAAAAUAAUCAUAACAAGGUUGUGCCAGCAUCCUCCUCAAUGCUGAUGGAGGCUGACACGAGAGCAAGUAAUCAAGAUGGUUAUUUUGACGAAAAAUCUGAACAAGACUUGUAUAAUGAUAUUGAAAAUGACAAAUUUGAUGGAGUUGAAAAUACUGAAUCUUCAGCUCGCAAGGUAGACGCUUUGUUUCGAAUGUCUUUGAACAUGGAUAUGAAAAAUCAGCUGCAGCUCACUAGUUUCAUUGUGUUUGCAACAAUUUCUGUAAUCAUUUUGACGGUUGGAUUGGUUAUGAGUAUUGUUAUUUCAUUUAAUGUUUCGGGCGAUAUUUAUUUGUCGAAAUCUAUAUGCAUGCCAGCUGCAGUACCGUUAGGUCUCACGAGACGUAUACGUGAAAAACAAGUCCACAUGACUCUGUUGCCUGAUGAUCCACAAUGGCAAUCGAACCAUGACCAAAAACUGAAACAAUUUUUUGCAACCCUACGUUCAUUGAAAGAUCUCAGUUUAAAGGACGAGUUUUCGUCAGCCGUACGUUCAGAUUACGUGAAGCAAACCAGAAAGUAUAGACAACCAAUGUUAAUAUACUCAGGUUCAAGUCCUUCUAGCUGGCAAAAUUACACUAUUGAUAGAAACACAUCAAUAGCCGACAUUACGGAAUCACUUCUAACUAAUUGUGAAACAAUAUUAAGUUACACCAACGAGAAAUAUAACCAUACAGCCGACAACAUUAAUUUUAUGUAUUUGUAUUUGAACAGAAUUAAUUUUUCGGCAGGGUUUGAGACUUUUUGUAAUGAAUAUUUGGUUAGAAACGGAGAAAAAGCAGAAACUUUUAGAGACAACUUUCUUGCCUAUUAUGCUGCCUCUACCGGAGCCUAUGUGGUCUGUGCUGUUAUAAUUAUACUGGCAACCAAUUAUUUUCUUUCAUCUCUUACUGACGCAGUGAAAUUAUUGGACAAGAGAGUUUCCAAAGAUAAGGUUGGAAAAAUUUAUCAUGCACUAAAUACCAAGCUUAAUGAUGACAUGCAGAUCGGAAAUGACGGCUUAAUAGCAAAGCUACUUCGUCCAAACAUUCUUAUUGCCAUUCUAGUAGUUUUGGUUAUUUUAGUUACAGUUGGAUGUGUUUCUUUGUUCUUUUUAGAAACGCUGUUGAAUUCAAACUUUUCUGCUAAUGCAAUCCGAAAUAUUCAGUCAAGUGUCAACGUCAUCAUGACAUCUCAAAGAAUAGGCCUUAGGCUACAAGAAAUUUUCGUUUAUAACAUGGAAGAAAUUGAUAGUCGCUUGCCGCUGAAAAAUCCAACACUUACUUCACGAAAGGAACUUCAAUUUUUUCAUGAAGACCACAAAAAUUUAAUUGAUCUCGUCAACACAAAAUGGUAUGGACUGUUGUAUGGAAAUAAUGAAAACGGCUAUUCAAAAUUAAUUGGACAGUAUCCCAAGAUUGAUAACAUAAUCAAUGGAAUCUAUAGCUGUAAUGCAACACUCAAUUCAACCCAAUGUCCUACCAUGUCUCAGCUCAUCUCAAACAUAACUAACUCAGCAACUCUCUUUAAUGAAGAUAUUUUCUACAACCCAUCACAAUAUAGAGCUUUGGACGUUUUUAAGUGGACCCAGUCACUAUUUAGAAGUAUUGACAAUCUUGGUGACUUGCUGCAAUUCUUUAUUGAAACCUAUUCGAAAUAUGCUGCGAAUCCUUCGGUUGCUAUUACCAUUACAUUUGCCAUAGUAGGAUAUAUUUUGUUGGUUGCAUUGAUAUCUUUGACAUACACUUCUAUGAGCUCAUUUUGGGCUGAAUAUAGACAAUUUAGAAUGAUGCUGAACUUUUUCCCUAGUGACUUGUUGGAAGAUGACGUAUUGAAAAAGUUUAUUCUCCACAAAGAGCUUCCACCCAAGUUCAAAAGAAAAGAUACAAAGAAUAGCUACUCAGAAGGAAGCAACACUGACAACAUCAAGGCUUUAAUGAAUGCAUCAGUUGACGGAUCCAUACUCUGCAAUGAAAAAGGUGAAAUUAACUUAUUCAAUCCUGUCGCCGAGAGUUGCUUCGGCCUAAAGAGCAGUGACGUUGUUGGUUUGAGCGUGUACACACUGUUUAGUGAGAGUAGUCAUGCAACAAUUAAGAAAAUUCUUGCCAUUCUCACAGAUCGUUCAAAAACCUCAAAGGGAGAAUCUGUCGAGGUAGAAUGUCUUCGCAAGAACAAUACAACAUUUCCAGCAAGAGCAAACAUGUUUGCUAGCAAGUCCACACUCGUGUUUGUCAUUCGAGAUAUUACAGCCGAGAAGAAGCAAAAUUCACUUUUAGAAGAAGAGAAAAAGAAAUCGGAUUCACUUCUUCGCAACAUCCUUCCCGAAGCUGUGGGACAAAAACUCAAGUUAGGACAGACAUUCAUUGCUGAAAAGCACAACGAUGUAACAUGUUUCUUUUCAGAUAUGGUUAAUUUUACAGCUCUAAGCUCAACAAUGGACGCAACUGGUUUGGUGAAAAUGUUGAAUACUAUUGUGAACGGGUUUGAUGCACUUACUGAUGUUUAUCAUUUAGAAAAGAUCAAAACGAUCGGAGAUGCUUACUUUUGUGUUGGAGGCAUUCAUACAAGCUCCACUUCAGACCACCCUGAAAGAGUAUUAAGAUUUGCAAUCGAAACCUUUAAUGUGGUAUAUGAUUACAACCUAAAAUCGUUGCAAAAUACGGAAUCAGAUAAUGACUCUUCAUUCCUUAAUAUUCGUUGUGGCAUUAACACUGGUGCUGUAAUCGCAGGAGUGAUUGGAACUAAAAAAUUUGCGUAUGACAUGUGGGGAGAUACCAUCAAUGUAGCAAGUAGAAUGGAGUCAACAAGUAAAUCAGGUAGAAUCCAAUGCAGCAGAAGCACCUAUGAAAGAGUGUACGAUCUAGGUUUAGAGUUUGAAGAACGAAGGGUCGAAGUUAAAGGAAAAGGAUCUUGUCAAACGUAUUUGUUGAACGACAAGCAUCACAAAAAUCCAAUUCCUUCUACCACACCCAAUAUCCCUGUUCUUGAAUAA
This is a messenger RNA of Naegleria lovaniensis, 4974 nucleotides long. RefSeq lists its product as uncharacterized. NCBI's taxonomy places the organism in Eukaryota, Heterolobosea, Eutetramitea, Acrasida, Naegleriidae. The coding region runs from base 1 to 4974 and encodes 1657 amino acids. The transcript has 9 exons. The record is from RefSeq and is a predicted model, not a curated record. Gene Ontology annotation, biological process: receptor guanylyl cyclase signaling pathway; intracellular signal transduction; cGMP biosynthetic process. Gene Ontology annotation, molecular function: peptide receptor activity; guanylate cyclase activity.